Lycium ferocissimum is the source of this 1610-nucleotide messenger RNA. Its product is annotated as nicotinamide adenine dinucleotide transporter 1, chloroplastic. Gene Ontology annotation, molecular function: NAD transmembrane transporter activity. The transcript is spliced from 9 exons. Lineage: Eukaryota; Viridiplantae; Streptophyta; Magnoliopsida; Solanales; Solanaceae. The record is from RefSeq and is a predicted model, not a curated record. The coding region runs from base 367 to 1314 and encodes 315 amino acids. Gene Ontology annotation, biological process: NAD transmembrane transport.
AUAUGAACCUUAUAUUGUGACCUUAUCCCUCUCCAAUUAGCUGCCAAAAUUGGCCCAACAUACAUGUCGAUUUCCGAUUUCCAAUUCUUGAUCUAAUCGACACUCAACAAACGUAUCCAAACAAACUCCCUUUUCUAAAAACAAAAAAUUAAAUCUUGAAUUGCCCCUUUAAUAUUGUUUGGAAGAAAAACUUGUUUGGGGGCAAUUCAAUCUUGAAUUAUUAUUGGGUGCUGAAAAUUGUUUAAUUUGUGUUAUAUCCACUGGCCAUGCGACUGUGGUUUUGUGUGAUUUGCCUCUCAAGAGAGGACCUUAGCAAUAAAGUUCAAGUCUUUGAUAUCUAUUCACCUGUUUUACUUAGAUUUAGCAAUGGGCGUUGAUACUCAUGGCCCUACUCCCAAAGGUGUUCUUUGCAAUGCUGGUGCUGGUGCUGCUGCUGGAGUAAUUGCGGCUACAUUUGUGUGCCCUUUAGAUGUUAUUAAGACUAGGUUGCAGGUUCAUGGGCUGCCAAAGCUAGGAAGUGCUAAUGUUAGAGGUAGUCUUAUAGUUGGAAACUUGGAGCAGAUAUUUCAAAGGGAGGGGUUGCGUGGAAUGUACAGAGGGCUUUCCCCAACAGUGCUAGCAUUACUUCCAAACUGGGCGGUGUAUUUUACUAUAUAUGAACAGCUGAAAAGCUUUCUUGGCUCAGAUGAUGGAAAUCAUCAACUUUCGGUAGGUGCAAACAUGUUAGCUGCUUCCGGUGCUGGAGCGGCAACCACAAUUGCAACAAAUCCUCUGUGGGUUGUGAAGACACGUCUUCAGACUCAAGGAAUGAGAACAGGUUUUGAGCCUUACAGGGGUACAUUAUCUGCUUUAAGGAGAAUAGCGUAUGAAGAGGGCAUUCGUGGGUUGUACAGCGGUCUGGUGCCUGCUUUGGCUGGUGUUAGUCACGUAGCUAUCCAAUUUCCGACUUAUGAGAAAAUUAAGAUUUACUUGGCCAAGCGAGCUAACACUUCAACGAAUAAACUUGGGGCCCCUGAUGUUGCCGUUGCAUCAUCAGUUUCCAAAAUAUUUGCUUCUACAUUGACAUAUCCACAUGAGGUUGUACGUUCGAGGCUUCAAGAACAGGGGCGCCACUCUGAAAAACGGUACUCUGGUGUAGUUGACUGCGUCAAGAAAGUCUUUCAUCAAGAAGGCAUCGCAGGCUUUUACCGAGGCUGUGCAACAAACCUAAUUCGGACUACCCCUGCAGCUGUUAUCACAUUUACCAGUUUUGAGAUGAUUCACCGCUUCCUUGUAACCUUGUUUCCCCCUGAUCCUCAUCCUCACCCAUUGUAGGAUGUCAUGAUGACUUGGGGAUUCACCAUAGUAAGGCAGUUUAGUUCAUCAAGUCCCUGAGCGGGGCUGCUGAUUCGUCUGCAGCGAUCUCUUCAUCGGCUGUGUAUCUUAUUUCUUGUUAGCUGUCAUAGCAACAUAGAAAAAUCAUUUUGGUCAUUGUGAAACAAAUUUGCUAUACCAUUCUUACACUGACAUUGAUGAUGAUGACGACGAUGAUAAAAGGAGUUGAAAUGUAGGAAGACUAGAAAUUAUAGUGAGCUUUGAGAUAUUCAAUAUUAGAAAAACUGUUGAGUGCA